Molecule: messenger RNA, 626 nt
Organism: Morus notabilis
Lineage: Eukaryota; Viridiplantae; Streptophyta; Magnoliopsida; Rosales; Moraceae
Product: mavicyanin
Exons: 2
Coding region: 1-588 (195 amino acids)
Cellular component (GO): plasma membrane
Molecular function (GO): electron transfer activity
Source: RefSeq, a predicted model, not a curated record
AUGAGAGAAGGCAAAUUCUUCAACCGCUUAGGCUUCUUUUUUAUCAUCGCAGUCUUCACUUUGUUUCUAAAUGAGGCAAUCUCUGAAGAGUACAUUGUUGGUGAUGAUGAGGAGUGGAACAGCCAGGCCAACUUCUUAUCUUGGUCAGAGAAAUACAAUUUUAGUGUUGGAGAUGUUCUUGUUUUCAAAUACGUAAAGAAGCAACACAAUGUGUAUGAAGUAGAGGAAGAAGCGUUUCGAUCAUGCGAUGCAAGUAGCGGUGUGUUGGCAAAGUAUGAUAGCGGAAACGACCGAGUCAAGCUCACUGAAGCCAAGAAGUACUGGUUUCUAUGCAAUGUUGAUGGGCAUUGCCUUGGUGGGAUGAGAUUUAGAAUUGAUGUGAAACAAUCCAGUACUCCCUCUGAUACUACUGAUUCCGCCAAUGUUUCCCCAUCUUCUCAACCAAAUGAAAUCCCUGCAACCCCACCAACCAGUUCUUCUAGAUGCACUUUGUGGAGUGAAAGUUGGAAAACUGUGAUUUAUGUUAUGGCAUUUGGGAUGUUGUUCAAUCAUUUAUGGUACGGACAUGUAAUGAUUUUAUUAUUGUAAUACUUGGUGCAGUAUAACUUUCUUUCCAGGUCUUUGUA